This is a messenger RNA of Pundamilia nyererei, 2445 nucleotides long. It is a transcript of the gene gtf2h2, whose product is annotated as general transcription factor IIH, polypeptide 2. Gene Ontology annotation, biological process: nucleotide-excision repair; regulation of transcription by RNA polymerase II; DNA-templated transcription. Gene Ontology annotation, cellular component: transcription factor TFIIH core complex; transcription factor TFIIH holo complex. Gene Ontology annotation, molecular function: zinc ion binding. Lineage: Eukaryota; Metazoa; Chordata; Actinopteri; Cichliformes; Cichlidae. Bases 628 to 1839 code for a protein of 403 amino acids. The record is from RefSeq and is a predicted model, not a curated record. The transcript has 15 exons.
GUAAAAUUUUGAAAAACAAGUAAGGUUUAUAGACUUUAUUGUUUUUCUCUUGUGAUCCGAAAUGUUUUGCAUAAUUGUGGGCACAGUUAAGAUGAGACUUAUAAAUUUGUUCGGUAUCGGAGUAGCUGUGCAUGUUCUCUUGUAAAUGUUUAUUUUUAUUCUUUCGAUUGUUCUGAAGUAAACUUUUCUAUACUUUAUUACCUUGGCAUGAUGGAUAUAAAGGAAAACUGUUUAGUAUGGGCGCAGAGCUUAUGUUAUUAGCACAUAGCAUAAAUGUUCAUGGAUCUGGGCGCUAAUAACUUCUAACAAUUGCCAUGUACUGCAUUAAACUACCAUUAAGCAUUGUCAUUUUUUUAGUUUUCCCACUGAUUUUUGCACUCUCCCUGAUAUGUACAGUAUGAUGUAAAAUCACAAAGCUAUUUGUUUGUAUAUGACACUGUGUAACCUUUCAUUAUAAUGCCGCGGCCAUCAUGCUACGAUAAUAAUAAAUAGUAUGUCACCGGAUCCUUUCUCUUCUUUGCCCGUUUCCAUCCGGAGGAAAAGUCUUGUUGCACAGCUUGCGUUACAGUAUAGUCAGAGUUGUGAUUUGGCUGGGAGCGUCUGUUGAAUUUCUGGCCGCCAAACACAAUGGAUGAAGAACCAGAGAGAGCCAAGCGCUGGGAAGGGGGCUAUGAGAGGACAUGGGAGGUGCUGAAGGAGGACGAGUCAGGCUCACUCAAAGCCACAGUGGAAGAGAUUCUGUACCAGUCCAAACGGAAAAGGGUGAUAGAGAGCCAUGGGCAAGUGAGGCUUGGAAUGAUGCGUCACGUGUAUGUGGUGAUUGACUGUUCGCGUAGUAUGGAAGACCAGGACUUAAAACCAAACCGCCUCACCUCUACUCUCAAGCUCAUGGAAGUAUUUGUUGAUGAAUAUUUUGACCAAAAUCCCAUCAGCCAGGUUGGUAUUAUCACCACAAAGAACAAAAGGGCUGAGAAGCUGACUGAUCUGGCAGGAAAUCCAAAGAAGCACAUCACUGCUCUGAAAAAAGCUGUGGACACUGUUUGCGUAGGAGAGCCGUCCCUCUACAAUUCCCUCAACCUGGCCAUACAAACCCUCAAGCACAUGCCUGGACAUACGAGCCGGGAGAUCCUGAUCAUCCUCAGUAGUCUCACUACAUGUGACCCAGCCAACAUCUAUGAGCUGAUCAAGACCCUGAAGUCUCUGAAGGUGCGGGUGUCUGUCAUCGGUCUGUCAGCAGAGGUCCGGGUAUGUACAGUGCUGACGAGAGAGACAGGUGGCUCGUACCACGUGAUCCUGGAUGAGAGCCACUUCAAAGAGCUGUUGAUGCUUCACAUCAAACCACCUCCUGCCAGCUCCUCCUCUGAAUGCUCUUUAAUCCGCAUGGGUUUUCCUCAGCAUACCAUUGCCUCUGUGACUGACCAGGAUGCCAAGCCGUCGUUCAGCAUGUCUCAUCUGGACAGCAGCAGUGGUCCAGGUCUGUCUCUGGGAGGAUAUUUGUGUCCACAGUGCCACGCCACUUACACUGAGCUUCCCGUGGAGUGUAAAGUGUGUGGUUUGACUCUGGUGUCGGCCCCCCAUCUCGCCAGAUCCUUUCACCACCUCUUCCCCCUCCAAGCUUUUGUAGAGAGUCCAGUGGAGAACCUCCAAGGAGACAGGUUCUGUCAGGCAUGUCAAGCAGAGCUGAAGGAUAAAAGUAUAUCUCAUGUGUUUGGGUGGAAUCUUUUCACUCCAAAGAGCAAGGAAAUGACACAACAAGUUCAACAGGAAGAUUCCUUUUUUCCUCGGUUCUCAGGAGGAUAUAAACCCAAUUCCACAAAGCUGGGAUGCUGUCAGAUUUAAAAAAAGAAAAAAAACAUUGCAACAAUCACAAACACAUUUCAUUCAGAAAAACACAAGAUGUUUAAACAGAGGCAAAUUGUUUCACAAAAGGUAUUUGCUAAUAAGGCGAGAGACAGACUUUCUCAGGAGUGAAGAUGGAUAGUUUCACCAACCUGCACAAAACUGCAUCUUUGAAAAUUUGAACAAUUUUAAUGUACCUCAUUGUGAAAUUGUCAAAACUGUGACUUGUGCCAUCAUCUUCAGUUCAUAAUAAUAAUUAUAUAAGUGUCUCCAUGCUGCCCCUUUUGUAUCAAUAUUAUUGUUGUUAUUAUAUGUAUAUUUAGUUGUUUUUUUUAAAGAUUAAAUAAUUAUUUAAAGUAUAUGUAAAUAUAAAUUUAUACCCAUCUGAGAAUGAAUGCAGAUAGGAUAAGUCAGCAGACUACUUGAUUAUUUACAGAUUUAAGCAGCACACAUUUCCACCCACAUGUGCUGGCUGGCAGAACUUAAGUUUUGGUGAAAUCAGGGGCCCGCCUUCAGUUGCUGUGACACUUUGUGCCCUGCUGGAUUCAUUUAGAUUUUUUCUUGUAAAAAUUGUAUAAUGUCUUUAUCUGCUUUUUAUUUAUUUGC